AUGAGUGAUACAGAUAACAAGCAAAAUAGUGUUGUUUCAGAAAAAGAAAAUACAAAAAGUAAUGUUAGAGAUUUAGAUUGCUUAUUCUCUCUAGUUUGGUGUAAUAUUUAUAUUAGAAAAGAGAUUUUUAGGCAUGUAGAGUUGUAUAGAAAAAAUUACGGAUUCAAAGUAAGAGAUAGUAGGACUCUAUAUUAUUUACCAACAAAGGGUUAUAUCAAACAUCUUACAAUUGAUAAUAUUAUUUCGGGUUAUCCAAUACCAUUUGGGGUGAAUGCUUUAAUAGUAAGAGGUGGAGGUAGUACUCUUGAUGAAAAUAGUAUACCAGAUUCAGUUACCUCCUUAUCUCUCAACAAAUAUUCAAACAUUAAGUUUGAGGAAGGUCAAAUUCCAUCAUCCUUAACAUUUUUAGAAGUUAAUAGAGGAUUUCAACAAUUAAACAAAAACGUUGUAUUCAAUUUAAAUUUAUUAGAGUCUUUAAUAAUUGGUGAUGACUUCAAUUUAUUGGAACCAAACCAAAUUCCAAGCACUGUUAAAACCUUGCAAAUUGGUGAAAGAGUUUUUAGAAGGAAUGGAGAAUUACCAAAAAAAAUUAAAGUAUCUCGAGUGCAACCAAAAAGAGUCAUUGGUUCCAAUUCAAUACCACAAUCUGUUACACAAAUUAUAUUUGGUGACUAUUAUAAUACCUCGAUCAAGCCCAAUGUUCUUCCAUCAUCUGUCGAAUCUAUAACCUUUGGUUUAUCAUUUAAUAAACCUAUUGGUUUAGGUGUAUUGCCUUUAAAUCUAACUUCAAUUACUUUUGAUUAUCAUUUCGAUCAAGAAAUUAAACCAUUAGUUUUACCACAAACAUUAAGGUAUCUAAAAUUUGGUUUCGAAUUUAACCAAGCCAUUGAGCCUUUUGUUCUACCGGAAUCAUUAACAACAUUAAUAUUUGGAUGUAUGUUUAACCAACAAUUAUUACCUGGAUCGAUACCAAACAAAGUUGAAUAUUUAAGGUUUGCUCAUUAUUUUAAUAAACCAAUUACUCAAAACGAUAUACUACCUCAAUCAUUAAAGAAACUAAGAUUUGGGACCACGUUCAAUAGUUUAAAUCCAGAUAUUUUAAGCAAUUUAAAUAUUGAAGAGUUGGGAUUUGGAAUGGACUUUAAGAUACCAAUAGAAAAUAAACAUCUACCGCCAUCUCUUAAAAUUUUACAAAUAUAUAAUAAAAAAUCAAUCGAUUUAACAAAUUGGAAAGAAAUAAAUUUUCAUACAUACGAAAAAAUAAAAAAAAAUAAAAUAAAUUAAUAAAUUAAUAAAUU
This is a messenger RNA of Dictyostelium purpureum, 1298 nucleotides long. RefSeq lists its product as uncharacterized. The record is from RefSeq and is a predicted model, not a curated record. The transcript is spliced from 2 exons. NCBI's taxonomy places the organism in Eukaryota, Evosea, Eumycetozoa, Dictyosteliales, Dictyosteliaceae. Bases 1 to 1284 code for a protein of 427 amino acids.